Messenger RNA from Malaya genurostris, 11705 nucleotides. RefSeq lists its product as uncharacterized. The record is from RefSeq and is a predicted model, not a curated record. The transcript is spliced from 12 exons. The coding region runs from base 952 to 3270 and encodes 772 amino acids. Gene Ontology annotation, biological process: protein processing. Gene Ontology annotation, cellular component: plasma membrane. Gene Ontology annotation, molecular function: metalloendopeptidase activity. NCBI's taxonomy places the organism in Eukaryota, Metazoa, Arthropoda, Insecta, Diptera, Culicidae.
GGCUCCAUCCGCGACACAAGUGCCCAGCCUAGGGGAGCAGAAGAACCGCGCGCGAAUCUCGGUCAUUGAAUGCAGCUUACAGGCACUAUUGUCCCUAACAUACAUGGUGGCAGCUGCUUGAUGAGUGGCCUCUUAUCGGCGAUGCCUGGCAAAUCCCUGGUGCUGGUGUGUGAUUUAGUGAACUGAAAGUGCUUUGAGUGGGGCUUCGACUCGAAAGGAAAAAUUUGCACGAAAAUCGCAAUCUGUGAUAGUGCGUUACGCUUCUUUCCUUUUUCUGUGACACAAUCCGAGUAUCGCCGUGAUAAGUGGGGUAGGAAAAUUAGAAGCUCUUCCGUGAAGUUGCUGUGAGUGCUUUUUUCCUGUUCCCAAGUGGAUUCACAAGCACUGGCAGGCCGAGAAGAAAAAUAAUCCUGCAGCAGCAGCAGAAGCAGAAGCUCGGAUGGUGACAUAAUUCUGUACAGUGCACUCAGGGUCGAUUUGCAAUAGAGGGAAAACGGGCAUGUAUUUGGAUCUAGUAAUCGUGCAAAAAUAUCAGAACAGUUCAAAACAACGCCGCUAAGCAAUAAAUCGAUCGGAUCAACGAUCUGGGAACACUUUCUCUGAUGGCCGCCAAUAUCAACCACUCAAAUUGAAACAAGAAAUCAAAAGCGAUACCCAAAAACACUGGCUAUGGGUCGUGGAAACCCACUUCGCUCGUGUGCAUAGUAAAUAAACAAACUCGGUCGGACUGAACAGUAUAUCAGUGUGUAGUGCGCACAGAAGAUGUGCAUGAGAGAGGAAUAGAACGUGGGAUUGGACGGGAAGGCACUUUCCUCGAUGACCAGCUGAGCAGUGCCUAGGCCACAAAACCAGGCAAACACCUCGAGACAGUGCAAGUGAUUUAUGGUGUGCUCUUUGCCGUCCACGGGCGAAUGUGUGCCUGUGUAGGUGCUUCCGCUGGCCGCUUGAUCGAUGACGGGAGAAGCAAUGACGUCACGUGUAUCAGCUGUCGGUGGUAACUCGGUCGCACCUCACCUUCAACCCCCGAACGCCAACCACCCGGUGAAAGCGUUGCGAACCGAUGACAUCGAAGUACAGGUCAUCGAACAGGUCACCGAGCUUCAUUCCAACGAGCGAAAGAGCGCUGGAUUCAAUACGACCGGUGGCAAACAGAAUGCCUCCAAGAUAGCGUUGCUUCCUCCGCUUGCAGGCACAUCCGCGUCAGUCCCGGGAUCGGGUGCCGCCACAGCAGCGCCAGCUAACGGUGCUCGUCCUUCGUUAAAAAAUCCCGUCGGUUGGGUUUGCUGUGCACCGUGCAUAUGGCUGCGAAAAUCUUCCGCUGUGCACAAGAUAGCAAUAACGGCUGCUACUCUACUGGUCACAACGCUGCUGGUGGCUUCACCGAUUCUGUUCCUUAUCUCGGCGGCACCGUCCCAUCUGCCGAAGGAUUGCUACGUAACGGACGAUCACGACUGUCACCCGACACCGGCACCACCACCCGAGUGCUCCGACUCGAUUUGUCGGGCAGCAGCCAUAAGCAUACAGACUCGAAUGAACUGGGAGGUGGACCCCUGCCGGGAAUUUAAGAACUACAGCUGUUCGCCACUGGAGGGCAACAGUCUUCGGGCCGUUAAAAGUCCCCAGGAAACGGCCGACGUUCAAAUGCAGCAGUUGCUUUCAUUGAACACAACCACGGGACUAUUCCGGAAGCUAGGCCGUCUGUAUGGAAGUUGUCUGCGACAAACACUAAACGAUUCCGCAAUCAAAAUGCACCUGGACAAACUCGGCGGUUAUUUGCAAAUUGGCUCCGUGGGACCGCAAAGCAUGUCGCCGCUGAUAUCGAAAAUCCAAAGCAUCGGUCCAAUGCCAAUCAUCGGUAUCUACUACGACCUGAGCUACGGUCGUAAACCGCAAACAUUACUCAUAAUCGAUGGACCAACGACGUCCUCUCAAAUUCUCGAGAACCCGGUCCGAUGGCAGGGGCCCCGCGCAUCCCCGAAUGACGUUACCGAAGACGUACCGGGCUUGCUGGAUCCGCUAAUUAAUAUGUUUUUGCCCCCGGGUCUCAGCCGAGAACAACGACAAUCGGAGAAAAAUGUGAUAUUCAGCUUCGUUCGUGGCUUGAACCAGAUCCGACGGGAUUACGUGCAGAAAGACUUCACCAAUAGUUAUGUACUGAAUAAUGUAACGGCACUAAUCAGUACCCACCCGUUUUUAAUGUGGCAAGACUUACUGCCCGCCAACUGGUCCGGACCGAUCGUAAUACGAAGUCCAGCCUAUCUGGACCACCUGCGAAAGUUGUUUCUAGCCUACCAGAACCGGGUCAUCCACAAUUCGCUGUUGCUGCUGUUUGCGCUGAACACGCUGCCACCGGGUCGGCCCUCGCCGCUGAUCUGUGCCAAAGCCACCAACUGGGCACUGCCGGAGGUUUCGUCCGCUUUGUUCAUCGGUCAGUACAGUGAGGAGGUCAUAGCUCACGCCAUCCAUCGGACGGAGGAAAUGUUCGAAAACAUGAAACAGCACCUGAAGCGCGCCCCGUCCCUCCGAGGAGCAGCCCUGGUUCGUCUCUCGCAGCUCAAGGUUCAGGCGAAGGUUUGGCCGACGCUAUUCAGCCGGCCGGAAAUCGCAUCCAUUCUGGAUCAAAUCGAAAUCAGUUCCGAUAACUGGUUCGAAAAUGUGCUCAAAAUAUACCAACUGAACAACAACCGUUCAUCAGCUCGAAAUGUUUCCACUGGAUCCACCCACACCGCUUAUGCCUAUCCGCAGAUCGCCCGAAUCUUCUACGACACUCUCAGCCACUCGAUCGUGGUUCCCAUAUCGGCCGUUUUGACACCGUACUUCAAUCCGGUGUUGCCGCAGUACCUUCACUAUGCCACCCUCGGGACGGCACUGGCCAAGGAAAUUCUGCGCUCCAUUACGAAAGCAUUCGAGAGCAAAGUGAUGCAGUGCGUCCCGAACUCGGUGGACAUCUUCUCCAACGCGAGCCGGAUGGAUCUGCUGAUCUAUUCGGGCGGGAUGCAGAUCGCCUACCACUCGCUGCUGUCCCUGUCCGGACCGAUCAAGGGAAUGAAUCGGUUGCCGGGGUUGAGUCUAACGCCACCGCAGAUCUUCUAUCUGCUGUCCGCACAGGAAUUGUGUGCCGAGUCCGAGUACAACGGAAUCGAUGUCAGCUCGAAUGAUUUCGAUGAAAUACUGACUUGGCUCAUUUCGCAAGGUGGCAGCGCUUCGGAUGUCUUUCAGUGCCACUCGAGCACGAUGCUUAGUUACCAGAAGAACUGCGACAUUUGGUAGGCCACAGAACCCGAGGCACGUUUGCAAUAAUUCGAUCUGAUUUCGUUAGUGAUAUUACCGAAGGAUUCUGGGAAUCCGCUCAUUAGACGCUAUAGGUUUGUCGUUGUUGAGAAUUGUUACACAAAUACUAAUUACUAGAAGAAAAAACGGGGUUAUUUAGUGGUAGUAGUUUAAAUUAGGUUUGUAAAUAUUUAGUUUUAAGAUGAGCGAGCUUUUGCAAAACAAACAUUUGCUGUUGGAGUGCUUGAAUUCGGUUUGCGAAUUGUAUUUACAUUGUUCAGUUUGGGUUCAGGUAAUUGAAAACGUACCAUGCCAGACGCCUCGGAACAGAGUACUUAAACGCUCGAGUUUUUUUGUACAUCCUACUAUGAACCGGUAAUCUUUCCGGAAUGUAGUUUGGCAGUGUAACUAAUGUACUAUACCUUCAGAUGAAAUAAGAUCGAAUGUAGAUAUCGAGUAGCGAUAUAAAUCGAAUGAAUUCAGAGAUUUUAGUUAUCCAUACCAAAAAAGUUUAUUUCUUUGUUAUGAUUUGACGAUUAUUGUUGUUUGUAAGUAAGAAGCGAUAGACUAGAAAAUGAUUGACCCACAACCUUCUCCAAUAUGAUCAUAUGCAAUAACAAAUAUCUCGAAAAUCUCGAAGGUUCUAGAACAAGUAUUACGAGGGUCAGCAUUCUAUCUUCCGACUUUCGUGCCACAUGUUCAGCUCACUGCAGUUUACCUUUCAUAUCGUAUAUGGGUAUAUUUUUUCAAUAGGGCCAAAUCUCAAUGUUAAUUGCAAGUAAAUAUUGGUGACUAUUAACUGGAUCCAAAGACAUCAUAUUAACAAGAUAUCCAGCUCUCACAUUUCCCGAACAAAUCUUUGGCAACAUCUUUUUUUGCGACCAUGGCGCCCUCAGGCGAGUCCGCAUCGAAUCACGUACAUAGAAGUAGGAGAGAGAAAUGUCAAAUUCGUACGCGCCAAAAUAGCAGCACUGCGCACCCAUACAAUUGACAUGACAUGUUGAAUGAGACGCCGUGCGAUGGCGUUGCUGGACUGAAAAUUGAGAUCACUCCAAGCUGACAGGGUCUGCUGGAUCUCACAAUGAAAUGCGCACUAGUACCCACCUUUCCCCUACAAUAAAUCUAUUUGUUCAUGGAAUGAUAAUGUGUUCGAAUCCAUAUUCAGUUUUUUGUCAAUCUCCGUCGAAACGCAAUGGUAUUUAUCUAAAUCGUCGGAGAUUUGAGACGAAAUUCAUAUUAUGAUUAGAGAUGGACAAUUCGCUCCAGACAUGUUUCAGUGAAACUAACAGUUAAUUUUAAAAGUACAGCAGCUCACCAGCUCGCUCAUUUGCUACUCAUAUUACGCAUUAAGUAGGGUAACAGUGGUAUUUUGGCCCACUUUAAUGCCGUUUUUCAUUGAAAAACACUGGUGGCGUGAAUUGCUCUGGUUUUCCACUUUCGAGCAGAAAUCGCAAUGAAACACCGUCAAAAUGUUGCAUUUCUGCUCGAAAGUGCAAAAUCAGAGCAAUCCACGCCACCAGUGUUUUUCAAUGAAAAACGGCAUAAGAUUGAUUUUAUUUUGGCCCACUUUGUAAAAAUAUCCCUCAAAUGUUAUAAUAUCUUUGAAAACCCCUUCCGCAAUAGGUAAUUUAAUGUGAUUAGCUUCAAAUUGAUGCAACAUGGGUUACUUAACAUCGAUAAAAUCCGAUGAAAUUGAUAAAGUUUGUUAGGUGGGCCAAAAUAUAUGAAGUGGCCAAAAUACCUCUGUUACCCUAAGACUCAGACGGUUCGUCACCGGAACGCCAGUCUCCAUCAAAAUUAGUUUAAUAUUGUAAUUUUCACUGAAGGUUAACAAAGAUUGCGAUGCGACGAAAUAGCGACAAAAUGCCGCAAAGAUAGCGAAACUGUCAUUCGCAUCGAUUCAACCUCUUCUAAACCACAAACCAGUAAAAUAUAUUUUCAAAUUGACCAUUAAAUGACAAUGUUUCAUAACAAGAAUUAUUAUACAAUGAUACUUUGUAUUAAUUGACGUCUUUGUCGUACUCCAUACGAAACAUUUUCAAUGACCUAUGAAUAUAAACUGCAAUAAAAAAUUAAAUCGUCUACUCCAAAAAUUCAGUCGUCUUCGACAGAUACAUACUUGUUGAUGCUUGUAGUGAACAAACAAAUAAUUCUUGUUGUUAGAUAAUAUUACCUUUCAAAUCUGUAAUUGCCUUUAAUACACCAGACGAUUUAUUUAUCUAUUCGCUCUGAUGCUUGAUAUACAAAUGCUGUAAACUUCAGUACAAUAGAUAGCGAAGGGGUUAAAACAACUCUCGGUUGAUUUUUCAGAAGGCCGUAAGAGCAAGUGACAGUUUCUCUUUGAUCACUCUCUUUUUCGAUUAUUGCGAUGUGAUUUAAAAAGAUUUUCUUGGAUUUCACAGUUCUGUUUGAAAGUCAAACGUUUCGAGCAUCAUUCUAUGCAAAGAGUUAAGUGAUAAACGUGUAAACCGCUUGGUAAUUAAUAGAAGAGAAAAUAAACAAAGAGAAACUGUCACUUGCUCUUACGGCCUUCUGGAAAAUCAACCGAGAACUGUCCAACUCCUGGCAGAGACGCCAGGUAAAAUUUUCAAGUUUGCAUACUAGAAAUCCUCCAAUUCUAUGUUAAAUUUUAUGACGAGAAAAAAACAAACAAGAAGCCCUACGCAAUUUUAAAAGUCUGUACAUUUUACGAUUGUAUAUGAAAGUUUCAAAAAUCUUCAAAAAAUCUGCAAAAUUGCAGAGCCUGCUUACAAAAGAAAUCGGGAAACGGGGGACGGGUAUAGCGUGAUGGGUUAGUCGAUGCCUUUCACGCAGCCCACCUGGGUUCGAUCCCCAACCCCCGCACAUAGGGUCAGAAAGCUUUUCUGGCUGGAAGAGGCGAAUGACCUUAAGGUUAAAACCUCUAUAAUUGGAAUAAAAAUAAAAAAAAUCGGGAAUUCUGACGCUCAUUAUUUCGCUAUUCGGCGACGAUUCCGUCGCAUUUUUUGCCCCGCUGAAAACCACAAUACUUUCUUGGCCGGAACGUUUACACGCUCCGUCCGUCAAGACGUUCCGUGAUGGUGACGUUACAUGUAAAUGUCUCCAUAAGAAUGUAUUCAACUAAUUUCGACGCUGAUAGUGACGGAGGUUGACGGUGACGGGACCGUCUGAAUCGUACUUAAAGUAUGAAGGGAUAUUGCGACGAGCGGAACGGAUCUUCGGUUCUUGAAGAGGGAGUUCCAAACGAAAAGAAAUGUGUGCACGAACCAGAGAUGCCAGGUAAAAAUUUCAAAUAUCUGCAGACAGGGUCUGUAAAUCUGAAAAAAAAAUCUGCAGUCAGCAAGUUUGUCUUGCUGGCAGCAAUUUCUCUAUAAAGUAUGUAUGACACGCAAAACUGACUUGGCGACAGAGAUGCCACGUAAAAAUUUCAAAUAUCUGCAGACAGGGUCUGUAAAUCUGAAAAAAAAAUCUGCAGUCAGCAAGUUUGUCUUGCUGGCAGCAAUUUCUCUAUAAAGUAUGUAUGACACGCAAAACUGACUUGGCGAGCAAAAAAAAAACAAGGUCGCGGAAAUUUCAAAAGUCUGUAAAAAUAGACGAAAGUCUGCGAGAACUUCAAAAGUCUGUAAAAGUCUGCGAGAAUUUCAAAAGUCUGCAAAAGUCUGCACAACACAAAAUGUCUGCAGCACUAUACCACAAAUCUGCAGACCUGGCAUCACUGGCACGAACGUGCAUCUACCCUUUUUUAACGGAAUGAAUGAGACAUUGUAAGCAACGUUGCCAGGGAGCAAAUGGUGAAAUGUUUCGGCUCUGGUUUCAAAUCCUAUUUAGAAAUUAUCAUAUAUUCUCAGAUCAUUUUUUGAUUAGUCGAUAAAUUGUUAGAAAUUAUCAUAUAUUCUCGGAUCAAUUUUUGAUUAGUCGAUAAAUUGUUGGUUUAUCUUUUAAAGGCAUGCAAAUUUUACCACUUUUCUUUUAUAUCCACAGAAAAAAAUCAACAUAAAAAAGUUUGGCCCUUUUUCGAUUUGUUUACUUUUAUGCUUCCUGUGUGAAUUAUGAAGUUACGCCCUUGCGCAUUUUUCGUGAAAUUGGCUGGUUUCCGCGAGUAAGACCAAUCUGCGGGUAAUUUUAUAGUCUCAUUUACUAUUUCCAGUAAUAAAAGGUUCGAAAACCAUCUAAAACAACGAAAAUAAAUACUUUUGCCCUUCCUUACAAACAAUUCAAGUAUCGCUCUGUUUGUUGACAUUGAACACGGAGGGCAAAACUUACGUUAAUAAAUGGAAUGACAGUUUCUUUGCAAUACUAAGAUUCGUUUACUUUUGUAAGAUUCGCCCUUCUGAUAUGUUCCCCUAAAAUACCGAUAGUUUACCGAUCAUUCAGAUAAAUACCGAUAUUGGUUUUUAGGUUAAUGUGGGUAUGAGCUGUUUCGCACACCUCUAAUUAUUGCACAGUUCACACCAAAUCGAACUGCGUAGCAUGUAAGUGUGUUGAACCACAAGUGUGAUCAUAACUGCAACUGUACUGACAGAACUCUGACGUUUAUGAACGACAACACAAUCAUAUGAUCUUUGCUUCUUUUCUGCUUGUUGUCAAGUUUGUAAGCAAGAUUACCAGUUCUGCAGAUAUUCAAGAAAGCUUCAGAGAAAAACUAUUUUUUUCCUUUGAUUUUCUCAUCUAUUUGUAGGCAACCAUGUUUGCGCAAAUAUGAGUGUGUUUAAGAAACUGUGUAAAAAGUUCAGCUUUAGAAGCAAUCUGCAAUAUAACUAGAAAUCAAUUGUUGCACUUGAAUCGGAAUCCAGUUCUAAAUCGCAACGAAUUUUCUUGUCAAAAUUCGGACGAUUUAAAUGGGCAUAAUUUUCAGAUUGAGAGAAACUGUGAAUGUGACACUUACAUAAAGGUAACAAUGCAACAACCGAUUCAAACAGAAAACAUCACCUAGCAGUUAUUGAGGUGUCGACAUGUUCGGUGUUUUUGUUUUUUUUUCUUAUAUUUUGUUAAUACACAGUGAAAUUCGUUCCCACAUUGUCUCCCAGAUGUACUGAGUUUUUCGGUUCUGUCCGGUUGUAAGAAAUUUUGACAGUCGGUAGAAGCCUGGCAAAAUUCCGGCAGCUGUCAAAAUUUUGUAGGCGAAAUUGCGUCAUUCUCUCGCCACGUGACGUCUUGAUAGAUCGCUUUUCCUUCUUUUUUUUCUGCUCGACCUUAUUUGAUAUUCGUCAAUCGUGCAUGUAAAUCUAGAAAUGAAAACGAGUCCUUCCCGCAUACGCAUGGCUGACAGAUGGCUGACUAAACGCUGCCAGCUGGAAAAAUAUGGCUGGCAGACAUUCUGGUGACCGGCUGCCUCACCGCUGCCAGGAAUACAACUCAAACGAUACAACCGUAUCCACCAGGAUUUUUCCACAUUGAAAUCUUUGACAUUUUCAGCGAAGGUGAGAAGAUGAAAACGCUCGGCUAACUUGGAUACAGGCGACUUUGUUUUGUCAAAUUGGAUUUGACAACCGUAACUGAAUCAAUUUUGGUAGCCUUCUGGUGGCCAUGGCUGCCCAGGUAGCCAAAACGCUAUGCGGGUUAGACCAAGUAAAUGAAGUGAAAAUACUGGUAUAUUGAGAGAUGAAGGUUUGCAUAUCAUGUUUGGUAGUGCAAAAGCCAUGUUAUUGCCCUUCAUUUAAACUUCUAAUGAAAAAAAAAAUAAAACCAAAGCCAGUGUCCUUCCAGUCUUGUAAUAUGAAAAUCCUACAGAAAAAGAAUAGUUAAUAACAAUUAGGCGAAAUUCUCUGCCGAAACGGUUGUUGCAUUGUUGGCCGACUCUUGACGGAAUUCUGCCAGCAUUCCGGCAAAAACCUUCUGGCAGUCGCUGUGAGUGCUCGAUUAACCCCAUUGACAACAACAUUACAAAUCGCAUUAAAAUUUUCGCUCAAUGUGUUAGUGUAAAAGUCAGGCAACCUACGCCAUUUACUUACUUUUUUACACUUCCGAUAGAAGAGUUAACGAUGCUGACUAAGGUAGGCCUUUUGGUUGGUUUUCAGCAAACAGUUUAUUUUGGAAGAAUAUAUACAAAAAAAAACUUGAAGGUUCAAAUUUAUAUAUUUCACUAACUUUAACUAAAAGUCAGCACGAAUACGUGCUUAAUCGAAUCCAGCAAUGAAUUCUUACUCGACUGUUCGUUUCUGAGUGCUCAAUCAACUCAAUUGACCGUGACAUUAUAAAUGUCAUUGAAGUUUCGUUUAAUUUAUGAAGUGUUAGUGUAAAAGUUAGGCAGCUUACGCCAUUUUAUUACACUUCAGUUCAUUCUAUAAAUUCAGUUAUAUAAAAUUUUUAUUUCAAAUUCAACUCAAAAUCAGCACGAAAACGCGUAAAAUUGAAGAGUAAGAAGAGGGCAACGAUUUGACAGCUCAGUUCACGCGUUCUUACGCCAGAUUUUCGAUCGGUUCGUGGCGAAUUCCGAUCGGCUGGCGGCGAAAUUCAUUCAGAAUCGGUUGUUGCACUUAUUGCACGCAUUGAUUCGGAUUUCAAACUGAACUGCACAUGGAAUUCCGAAUAACCGAGCUGAUAAUGUGAGCAGAAACGAGCCAUAGAAUAACAAUUCAUUACUCAGUUCGUCUUUGAGACAAUUAUAUUCAACACUUCUGUGAAAUUCGUUUUCACGCAAUUAUUGUUCUUUCUUUGUCUUACAAAACAAUGCUUCUGUUCCAGCAAAGCGUAUGUCAAAACGUGAGCAUUCACAAUGACAUUGCAUUGGCGACUAGUAAACUAUGGCUAGAUUUUUACCUUACGAUGUACCGCAAAACAACCUAAUAUAAAGUACAUUCCACCCAAAUUGGGGGUUCCGUUCAAUAACCUAAGUGGCUCUAGGUAGUUUCCGUAAGGCACGUGCAAAAAAUACUCAAAGAUAAAUUAUAUAUACUCUACAGUUCAGUCGUAUUGACUCAAUUUCAAGUUGAUACGGUUUACUUAUUGAGCGAAACUCUCGCUAUUGGGUGGUUUUGCUCUUCAUAUUUUGACAGUAAUGGAAGGAGCGAAUGAAAUAAAAGAUUCAAAAGAACUCAAAAUUAUGUAAAAAGAAGUCAAAUAACAAUUAGUUUUUAUUUUCCGUGUAUCCAUUUCUCGAUUGUUUUUUUUUUUGUUCUUAUGUUACAAUUACCUACACGAAUUCAUACAACUGAACAUUGUAAUAACAAAACGACAUCGAUGGGUGAAUUCAAUACGACAAUGCAUAGUCUCCCACCUAUUUCCGCUUUUCCAAAAUUUAGUAUAUAACAAUUACUAUCUGUCAGUUCAAUGGUAUACUAGUCGACUAUGGUGAAGAAUGAUUUUGUUUUAGAUUCACUAAUGAACAUCCAAACCGAUUCACAAGUGUUCGAGUCAAUUAAAAACUAUUCUAAUCAUUUGAAAUCGCAUGAUCACGUUAUGAAUAGGAGCCUUUCUUGGCAUACGGAGGAUGGUGCUAGGUGUGUUAUUGUGAGAAGCCUAUUUCAUUAAGUUUAACUGUGACAAUAUAAUGUUUGGAAUGCGAAAAAAAACGAUUACCUGUUUAUGUAUUAGUACGAGUUUGAUAUAGUUACAUUAUUUGGUCGGGACGCGAAGGGAACUAGUACCAAGUUGGUCAGAAUGUUGUUACCAGCCAGUAUUAGACGGUCUAACUGAGAAUUAGAUGAUUAAAACAACGGAACUGAAAUCUGUAAUAAUGAAAUAAACUCGUCCUUAGAACUUAAAGUUGCAAAUUUAGCCAAUAAAAAAAUCUGUUUAAACUUUAAAAACAACAACUCGCUGGACAAUGUGAUUGAUUCAAAACUAGUCUGCUGUUCCGUAUGAUGGUUUAUAGAAACAUGGAAUUGGCUAGAGAAUAAGUAGUAAUCGUGGUAGCCAGUAGUAGGAGUAGCAGUAGAAUAUUACACAAAGUAUUUUGAAAAAGUGUCCCUUAAAUAAACGAUGGUAGGAAUUUGACCGAUGUGUAAGACCAUAAACGAGAACCAAUUAGCGAUAUAAAAGUCCGAAAAAUUAAGGAAUUCGAGUAUUUGUUAACAGUCCGUAGAUGAUGAAUGGUGGUAGCAAGGAAAUACAAUUUAGAUGAGAACUGUCAUUUACUACAGAACAGUUUACCCCGAGAUUUAGUGAGAAUAGACUAUAAGAUCCGUUAGGGUAUACAUUUGUUAGUGUUGGGUAAAGUUGGGACGAUUUAAAAACAAAAAAUCUUAUCAAUAAUUUGAGGAGACACAGAAACUAAGGAAGGAAAAUUCGUUUGCAUAAAAUCAAAUGUAGUGCCAAAUAUUUGGAGGCAAUUGUGUAACGCAGUGACGGUUAGCAACUGAGCUGUUAGUUGGAAUUGAGAAUGUGUGACAAAAUCAACAGUAGAAAAACAUUGACACCGAGCGUGCUGGUAGUUAGAAUUUCCCACUACGUGAACUUCGAACUCUAGUGAUUGUGGUGUCGAACGAGAGCAAUAAAUUCAUGGAACGUGACUGAAA